AUUAUUCUCUGUCAGUUGUCAUGUGCAAAUCCGAAUAUUUUAGGUUAUUAGAGCUAAAAUCAAAAUAAACAUAGUGUGAAUGGGGUUAUAGCAUAAAUAAAUAAAUAACCAUGGAAGCACAGAAAUUAAAACAAAAUAAAAUGAUAGGUCGAAAAGGUAAAAUAAAAAAAACUAUAAAGAAUGUUCUAUGCCGACCUGACCCUGUAAAGUGGCCUUUAAUAAACGAUGUCGAAAGAAAUUCCCUAAAAUCAGUUCUGGAGUUGUAUAAAGUUCAUGUUCCACAGUAUAAAAAACCACACUGGAGUGAAAUUAAGUUGAUACCCAAAAGCGAUCGGCCAAAACCUUCGCCAAUUAAGAGAGUAAAAGGAUUAUUUUUUGGUAUAUCAGAAUGUAAAAAUGCCAUUACAGAUGGUCAAUGUUGUUCAGUACUUAUAGAAGCAAAUGUGAACCCUAGGACCAUAGUUCAACCAAUUAUUGAAAAAUGUUAUUCCUUAAAUAUACCCAUACUAUGUGUAGAAAAUUUAAGACAAUUGAGUAAAAUAUAUUUUGGCAUAAAAACCAGCUGUUUAUGUGUCACGAAUGAUUGUUCAACAGAUUUGGGUAUUGAAAUAAAAGAAAUAUUUAAAAAUUACAAACUGAAUACACACAUUAAGUUUGAUAAGACUAUAGAUGACACUGAAAAGAAUGAUAGAGCCGCCCAAACUAAUGGUGACAAGAAAAUUACUGAACCUAAUAUUGCGGAACCCUACUUGUUUCGUACUGACAAGAAAACUAGAGUGUUCAAUCCGUCUGGAGGUCAGGAGAAAAAAGAUACAAAUAAAUUCAGUGGCCAGCAAUACAUUAAAGUGUCCGAUGAAAAAAUGGAGGUGGAUGUAGCAAAUGAAACGGAAAGAAAGGCUUACAUGAGAAUGAUAUUAAAAAGGAUAUCUAAUAAUCCAAACAGGGUUAGAAGUAAGCAAUGAUUUGACGUACCUUUAUAUGUUUUAUACAAUUUAUAAUGUAAGCAAAAAUACAUGACUACAAAUACAA
This is a messenger RNA of Danaus plexippus (monarch butterfly), 1029 nucleotides long. RefSeq lists its product as uncharacterized. Bases 111 to 962 code for a protein of 283 amino acids. The transcript has 3 exons. The record is from RefSeq and is a predicted model, not a curated record. Lineage: Eukaryota; Metazoa; Arthropoda; Insecta; Lepidoptera; Nymphalidae.